GCACUUUAGUUGUAAUUUUGCUACGGCUUUAAAGGACGGGUUACGGAUAGUUAUCUGCCUGUACAAAAAUAAACAAAAACAACAACAACAACAAAAAAUAAAUAAAUAAGAGAGAUGAACAUUUUAGCGUUGAUAGCGUUUGUUUUAUGGGCAACUUUUAUGCGUCUUCUACCACAAAUUAUUGAUAUAAUACGAUUAAAACAAUGGUCAGCUUCCAUACCGGGUCCCUCCUUGUACGAGUUCAUGUGGAAAUCGAGGAAAAUGAGCGUUUUGGACCGACUAAAAGAAGUACACAAGAAAUAUGGGUCAACAUUUCGUGUGUGGCUGGGUAAAGAUCUAUUCGUAUUUCUUGCCGAUCCCGACGAUAUAAAGACAUUGCUUAGCAGCAAUCAUUUAUUGCACAAGUCGAGUAAUUAUAAAUUGCUAGAGUCGUGGUUAGGCAAAGGUCUCAUAAUAAACGGCGGCGAAUCGUGGCAUAAGCGACGUAAGCUAUUAACACCAGCUUUUCAUUUUAGUAUACUAAGCGAAUUUAAGGAAUCAAUGGAAGAGAAUUGUCAAAUACUAAUACAACAACUGAAGGAGAAAACAAAUGGCGAACCUUUCGAUAUAUGCCCUUAUAUAACGUUGUUUGCAUUAGAUGUCAUUUACGAAACUGCUAUGGGUCUGAAGAAACAUGCUCAAUUGCAAAGCGAUUCCCUUUACGUAAAAACGAUAGAUGAAGUUUGUCACAUUUCGCAUCGACGUAGUUUCUCAGCAUUAUACAGAAAUAGAACGCUUUUCAAAUUUACUAAACUCGGUAGAAAAUAUCAAUCCGGAGUACAGAUAUUACACGAGGAAACUAAACACGUUGUAAAAUUAAAACGUAAAAUGUUAGAAGAAUGUAAAUACGAUAUUUUAAAGGAUCGAGAGAACUUAAGUGAUGAUAUAACAGGAAAGAAGCGUUUAGCGUUUUUGGAUAUGUUACUUAUCUCGCAAAUGGAAGGUAUGCCGCUCACAGAUGAUGAAAUACGCGAAGAAGUUGACAAUUUUAUGUUUGCCGGCCAUGAUACAGUCAGCUCAGCCAUAGCCUUCACUUUGCAUUUGCUAUCACAGCAUCCUGCCAUACAAAAGCAAGCCUAUGAGGAGGUAUUGGCCGCGAUGCGAGACGGUAAGGAAUAUAUGCCUUAUCUGGAGGCCGUUAUAAAAGAAAGUUUACGAAUUUCUGCGGUCGUGCCAUUCUUCUCUCGCCAAACUACUGAUGAUUUUAAGGUUGGUUCACUUACUGUACCUAAAGGAGUUAAUAUUGUUGUACUCGCCUAUAUGGUACAUCGAGAUGAACGCUAUUAUUCGCAACCCGAGAAAUUCGAUCCCACACGCUUUUUACAAGGCGAUAAAGGUUCGCAUCCGUAUAGUUUUGUGCCAUUCAGUGCUGGCCCAAGAAAUUGCAUCGGUCAGCGAUUUGCUAUGUUAGAAUUAAAGUGCGCCCUAUCAAAUCUUUUACGAGCUUUUGAAUUUUUACCAGCCGAAGGGUUUCAACCAAUUCUUUUGCCUGCAAUAGUUAUGAAGAGUGAAAACGGCAUAAAAGUACAAUUAAGGCUACGAAACUAAUACGAUCAGAAUAAAAUUAAUCGCGAUAAUGGUAGAUAUAUUUGUUGCAAAGAACAUGUAAAGUUUAUAUGGAGGAUGCCAUGGAGUAUAAUAUGCAGAAAGAUUUAAAUCGGUCCAACGAUCGAUUCAUGCAGAAAGGUUUAAAUCGGUCCAACGAUCGAUUCAUGCAGAAAGGUUUAAAUCGGUCCAACGAUCGAUUCAAAAUUAUUUCAUUUGACAUCGGCUCACAUGCAAGUCUUAAAUUUCUCAAAUAUUUUUAUAAAGUUGUGCGCGGUGACCUAUUUUAUUACCACUCUCCCAUAUUACGCCACAAAUGAAAAUCUAAUAGUUAUAUAAAAUCUUGUUGCAAUUUCUCAUAAUAAGCGGAAAAAAUUAAUGAGACGGAGCGAAGAGAUGAGGAGCAUAAUGCUGUUUCUAUGCCAUAUAUGGCACAAAAAUCCAACUUUCACUAAUUUAGGAUGAAAGUUGAUUCAAAAUAUGUAGUGACAUACUUUGGCCCGUAUAUCCCCCUUUUCCGAUUCUGAUAUAAAAUUUUUGUUACUUUAUGACAAAGGCAGCUACAGAUUCAUGUUUAUCGAAUUGGUGUAGAGUAUUGGUAGAAGUCGUCAUUACUACUGGGACAUUUCAUAAUCAUUACUAUACCCUAUAUAACUUGGUACACAAGCCUGUAUUACGUUUGUGCGUAUGUAUGCAACACCUAGAAUGACUUGAGAUAAGUCCACCUUUUGUGUUUACCGAUCGAUAUAGAAUCACUUUCUAACCUUGUCUACUUGUCUGUCCAUCCAAUUUUCUUAUUCUCUAUAUUAUAAUGAAAUUUGGCACAAACACGCUUUCCUUUAAACAGCCGUGAUAUGAAUAACUGUAUAGUGCUGUAGGGUAUUUAAUGAGAGAUCGCGGCCUACUGUAGUGUUUUUCGUUGCUUUAAUUUCACUUGCUUGCGUUCGAGUAUAUGCCAUCUAAUUGUAUUUUUCUAGCUUUCGAAUUUCUACCGUUUAUUAUUUAUUUAUUAAUGCUAUUUACAGUUUAAUCAUGAAAGAAAAGACAUUCGAACAAUAUUUGCAAAUUAUCUACAGUUUUUAUCAACAUUUGCGCAAUAGCGACAAUUUGUGGUCAUUGAAAUCAUUUAGUUGGCACAUAAUUGAAUGGCUAAUGAAAACCUACAACUUGUCGGAUUUGGUUUACAAUAAUCCCGGCCCAAUAAAAUGUGAAGGUUCAAAGAUUAACUGCAGUUACGUAAUAUUCUCUGCGUCUCUCUCGAUGACGCAAUCGCCUGGUCGUAUACUUUUUAGCUGCGCAAAUAGAAGCUUACACACAUUCGAUAAACGUAUUAGUAAAAACAAAGCAACAGCAAUAAAUUCUUAUAUGUUGACUUUUUGAGUGAAGUCAUGGCGUCACUUUGCGGAAAAAUUGAGUGAGCGGGAUUUUAGAUUUUAACAUUACAAUCCAUCAGCCUAUCGAUUUAAAACUUAAGCUUUGAAAUCUAGCUAAUAAAAUUGCCCACUGGUCGCGAUUUUUGACUCUGAAACGAUGAGGAAGCUAUAAAGCUAUAGGUAUUAUGGCUUAAAAGUAAAUUGAAAAUUUUACUAAAAUAUCUUGCCUUAAAUGAUCAUUUGCAUUUUAUACCUUAUUUUACGAAAUGUUGUCUCUUCGAUCUUGUAUUUGAAAAACUUACUAGGAAUACUUUUAAAAUAGUUCAACGAAUGUAGAAGCAUGCGUAAUAAUUUUAUUUCGAUAGUUCGAAUACUCUUCGCGCACACAAUAGGCCGGUAAUUUUGAAAUUUGAAAGCACUUGCAAUAAGUUAAUACGACUUUGAUUAAUAUUCUCUACUAUUAAGAUUACCAUAAUAAAAGGAAAAGAUUUUAUAGCCUACUUUUAGGGUUGAAAAUUUACAGUACACCUUGAAAAGAUAUAACCGCGAUAGCGUGUAUAUAAAUGAUAACAACAAUACUAACUGGGCAAUUAAUUUCCGCAAGACUUUUAAUUUCUUCAUCUAGACGACACCUUUAACCUGAACUAUUCGCUAUCUAUAACUUAACAAUGCGAAGAGUAUGCUAGAUCUGACUAACAAUAUCCUAUCCGAGCAAUGAUGAGUCAAUUCAGAAGCAUUUCUUACCAUUUGUGGAAGCCUCAUCAAAGCACCCAUAGGUUUAUUGAUUAAAUCAAUAAUAAAUUAAGUUCUUCCCAGAACUUGAGAGGAUAUACAUGAUAAAUCUGACUGUACGCGUUACAAUUUUAAAAAGGUAU
Molecule: messenger RNA, 3832 nt
Organism: Glossina fuscipes
Lineage: Eukaryota; Metazoa; Arthropoda; Insecta; Diptera; Glossinidae
Gene: Cyp4s3
Product: probable cytochrome P450 4s3
Exons: 4
Coding region: 115-1587 (490 amino acids)
Molecular function (GO): heme binding; monooxygenase activity; oxidoreductase activity, acting on paired donors, with incorporation or reduction of molecular oxygen
Source: RefSeq, a predicted model, not a curated record